Molecule: messenger RNA, 1908 nt
Organism: Symbiodinium necroappetens
Lineage: Eukaryota; Dinophyceae; Suessiales; Symbiodiniaceae
Source: the annotation of a GenBank genome assembly
AUGCAGGAUCGUUGCAGGAUGCUGCAGGUGAUGUCGAUAGAUGCUUGCGGCAAAGCCAGCCUUUGGCAGCUGGCAGUCGACAUGAUCAGCGACAUGUUUCUGCGAAGCUUGCCUGCUGACGACUUCUGCUUCCAUGCCGCCAUCAGUGCUUGCGAGCAGGGCGGCUUUUGGCAACAGGCUCUUGGCCUCGUAGCAGACAUGCAGCUGAGGAAGCUGAACGCCGAUGGAAUUUGUUGGGGUUCCGUUCUGCAUGCAAUGAAUUUGGCCGGCAGAGAGGACUUGGCCCAGAAAACGCUCGAGAGCUUGAGGCAGAGGUGGGCGCAGCCGUCUGCGCGACAAGUGGCAGGGCCAAUUGGGACGUCGAUGAAGAAGUUGGCUCCAGAUGUUGUGAUCGGGGAUGGGGUGCUGGCGGUGUUCAAGCCUGCAGGUUGCACAAGCGAAAGCAUGCUUGAGCGGCUGUUGGCGAAGUGGCGUGCCAGUGGGUGGCAAGGUGAGCUCACGCUGGUUUCCAGACUGGACCUUCCAACAUCUGGGGUGCUUCCGCUGGCCUUGGGUGGCCAAGCCGACGGGCCCACCCAAUACCUCGAUGCCCAGUACGCUGCCCGGCAGGUGAGCAAGGAGUACCUGUGCCUCGCUGCCGGUCAGUCCCUGGGCCCACGGGGAGCGCGAGCUUCGAUCGACACGCCUCUUUUGGUGUCCCGGAGUUGGGGAGAGCGCCUUGGCAAACGAGUUGAGGCAUCUGCUGCUGGGAAGCAGGCGCAGACGAAGAUCAGGAUUCUGGAGCUCUUCGACAUUCCGCCGGAACUCGGCGGAGUUGAGGCCCUGGCGCUUCUUGCAGUUCGGCCAAUGACCGGUCGCCUACAUCAAAUACGAGUUCAUCUUGCAAGCGUGGGCAGCCCCAUAGUCGGUGACAACGCCUACGGUGGACGUUCCCUGGCGGGCAGUCGCCUGUUCCUCCACUGCCGAUCCGUCUCCUUGAAAGAUCUGAGUGGGUCGCCUUUCAAGCCCAAGUAUCCGUUGCCGGAGGAUCUGCAGCGGGUUCUGGCAGACCUGCGGCCGCGGUCGAAAGAUUUGGAAGAAAGAAGCGCCUGUCCUUGCGUGUCACAGCACUCUGUGCGACAGCCUAACACUCCAGGCUCCAGACCGAACUCUGCAGGAGAUGCAACGCCGUCGCGAUCUGGGACCAUGAAGCGCAACAACAGCAUGACGCGUCUUCCUGACGAGGCCCCGAUCGUGGCUGAGAAGGGUUAUUGCCCUGACUCGCCGCCUGCUGCACGUCCUGGCUCGGCAUCCUCUGCCUCUGCACGGAAGCAGGGCGGACUUCUCACAUUGCCGAUCGACACAGCCAGCACGCAGCAGUCUUCGGGAUACAGUCCGGGUAACACGCCUACACGAUCCAGCAGCAAGAAGAGUGGCACGACCACCCCGAGCAGUGGAAGCAUGAUGCGGCUGCCUGACGAACCUGCGUCGACGGUCCCGAGCCUUCAGGCACCAGAGGCUAGCACUCAAAGCGGAAGCGGGGGCAGCGGUGGGGGCGGCGGCGGCAGCGGGAUGCAGCGCAUCCGAGAUCGACUUAGCAAAAACCUCUCUGUUGCCACGCCGGUGAAGCCACCGGAGCAGCAGAAGAGCAAGAUGGAGAAGAUCUUCCGCACCCUGAAGCCUGGCGAGUCCAUAAACAAUUCGUACAUCUUCGAAGAGGAGAUCUACAGUGGAGGCUGCAAAGGCCGGGUGCUUGUUGCAAAACGGAAGACUGAUGGACAAGAGGUGGUGGUCAAGAUCCGCGCCAAGCAAAACAACAGGGCAAAUGAGCGCAAUUGGCGCACCAUUAUGGCCCAGAUGCAUGGCAUCUCCACAAGUGACAACGUGCUUGGCUUCUCUGAGAUCGUAGAAGGUGAGAACGAGUUCUAU